Suillus paluster is the source of this 1192-nucleotide messenger RNA. RefSeq lists its product as uncharacterized. Gene Ontology annotation, molecular function: GTP binding. The coding region runs from base 239 to 1039 and encodes 266 amino acids. The record is from RefSeq and is a predicted model, not a curated record. Lineage: Eukaryota; Fungi; Basidiomycota; Agaricomycetes; Boletales; Suillaceae. The transcript is spliced from 5 exons.
GUGGCUAUAGUGCGUCAAGUACACACAAAGUACACGACAUCCAUCAAUGUAUGGCUGUGACCUCGAGGCUUCAGCAUUGCAACAAGCUACAUUUCAAUCCCAUGCUGCAUCAUCGGUCUCCAGAAUUUCCCCGUGGAGUUGGGGGUCUUUCAACCACUGCCAACUCUGCACAAAUUCAACCCAAAUGCAAGACUUAACGCCAGUCCUUCAUACUUCUAUUAUAUCUGAUUCCUCUUCAAUGUCCAUCUCAAAUACUCAUCAGACACGAUUACCAUCACCGGCGUCAUCGAGCAACCACAAAACCAUAAAUGUUAUCCUCUUUGGUGAACGCAGCUCAGGCAAGAGUUCAGUCCUCAAUGCAAUAGCGCAAAACUCGGCUGUGCAGACAUCUAGUAAUGCAACUGCUUGCCCCUUUAACUAUCAACGCGAUGAAGUAACAAUCGCUAGCCAGAGAUUUGCCCUGUUUGAUAUUGCGGGUCUCAAUGAGGAGACGGCGAGCACAGCGCUGGACAAAGAGAAAUUGAAGGGUCUGCUACGCGAGCUCACGAGCGCUGGAUCCGAAGGCAUCGGACUUCUGGUGUACUGUGUGCGCUGCACGACACUCCGUCGCGCCCUUAUUCGAAACUACAAUCUUUUCUACUCUGCGAUCUGCAAGAAGAAGGUCCCUAUCGUCGUCGUCGUCACAGGAUUGGAUAUCGAGAGAGAUAUGGAGAGCUGGUGGACUACCAAUGGAAAGGACUUCAAGAGUCGUGGCAUGCAUUUCCAAGACCACGCAUGCGUCACAACGCUACACAGCUACCGAGGCAUGCCAGACGCCCUCGCUCAUCGCAUUUCAACCUCCAGGGAAAUUCUGCGCAACCUUAUUGUAAAAAAUUGCUUGGAAUUGCCAGUUAAUGACAUCUGCAUCAACCCUACUUGCGUAGCCGUGCGAAAUAUGAUUAGAGAUAGCGAAAGCAUACCGCGGGAAAAUGGUGUUGGUCAUCAUCGAUGGUGCUGGAGGUCUAUUCUCGACAUUUGCUCAUUGUUGAGAUGUUGGUGAAGCAACAGGCGAAGCAGGAGUUACAUCGGUUACCACUCAUUCGGCCAGAUCACUCACUUGGUCACUUCGCAAUACUUACUAUCUUACACAAUUCUCUGCACAGUAAUUCUAAAGUACUACAAAGUUGGAUGAUCAAAUGUGAUGGAAGAUCUU